UUCUUCACCGCAAUACCAAGUAUGAAUUAUUUUAUCUUAUGAACCUUUCCCGAGAGCCUUGCAAACCUCCGGAAGUCCCCCGUCGCUUUAGGGGCUCGCGCCGCCAAAUCUUCUUUCGCCACCCUAGGUACCACAACUCAAACAAUGUACUCCUUAAACUUUUCGCACCCGAUGUAGGGCAAUCAUCCCAGAAUUAUAGCUUAUAUGCUGGGUAUGCUCUGCAAGCCUGUGGUAUAAUUGCAGGAAAUUGCUGGGACAGAUGGCUAUUAGAGGCUAGAGAUAGUAAUUCCUCGGCUCUAGUUAAUUCUACCAGCACUCUAGACAAGAGCAGUUAUUACUUCCACCUACCUCUAAUACCAAGCAACGUGAACGCCAGCCUUCCAUAUCCAAUCGUGCCAACUUUUCGCAAGUGGCGUUUUCCACACGAUUAA
Periconia digitata is the source of this 431-nucleotide messenger RNA. The record is from the annotation of a GenBank genome assembly. Lineage: Eukaryota; Fungi; Ascomycota; Dothideomycetes; Pleosporales; Periconiaceae.